This is a messenger RNA of Neocloeon triangulifer, 4795 nucleotides long. RefSeq names its product titin. Bases 18 to 4634 code for a protein of 1538 amino acids. The transcript has 5 exons. The record is from RefSeq and is a predicted model, not a curated record. NCBI's taxonomy places the organism in Eukaryota, Metazoa, Arthropoda, Insecta, Ephemeroptera, Baetidae.
ACAGAAAGAGUGCGACGAUGAAGCGCAGCGUGAGCGCCGACCGGGCGCCGCGGCCGCAGGACAUCCUGCCCUUCAACAACGUCAAGCCGGCGCGACCCACCCUGCGCUCGUCCAGCGUCGGCUGCGACGUGCGCUGCGGCUGCCAGUUUUUCGGCACCGACUCGCUGUUGCCCGAGCGCCGGGCCCUGAUGCUGGCGGGCCGGCCGCUGGGCCGCGCCGCGCCCACCUCGACCGCGAGUUCGCCGAGCGGCAGCUUCCGCUCGCCGGUGCCCAACCGGCCUGGAGUCCUGCGCCGCGAGGCCGUCAUCACCUCGGCCAGCAGGACGUGCGCCUCCGAGGCCGGGGACCACGAAUAUGAACCCGUGUCUCCUCGCAGACCACCGCAGGUUCUGGUCUCAGGACCUUACGACCGAUACGAACCUGAAUUAGGCAUGGCGCCUGCCCGCGAGGGCUCCACAGACAGUACCCGAGAGAGAAUAAAAAAAUUUCAGGAGCGCAAAUUCUUGCACCACGAUUCCCUCGAUGACGAAAUGACCUAUAUCCGCCGAGCCCCAUUAAAUCAGCAGAACAGCGAAGAGGAUCAUGCCAUGAAAAUUGACGAACAUUACCCUGGUUAUGACCGCGAUGGCGCUGCACCUUCACCUGCUGGAACAACCAGCUCGAGAACUGACAUGGACCUCAACACUAGUCAGGUUGAUUCCUCGGCCCUGGAAGAUCUACCACUCUCUAGAGAGGCGCGCAGGAAAAACAAACUUGAUAAAGAGGCUGAGGACCAAGGUCCAGGUGCCGCCGCUCGGAGCCUCCAAAGUAUUCGCAAUCAGGCAGGCCGGCUGAGGGCAAAAAUGAAGGCGAUGAAGCGCCCCAAAAUCAACCUUCCCGACCGUCCCAAAUUCAACCUGCCGGAGAGGCCCAAGUUUCACAUGCCAGAGCGUCCGAAGUUCAACCUGCCAGAGAGGCCGAAAUUCAAACUUCCCGAACGACCGAAAUUCAACAUGCCUGAACGCCCAAAAUUCAAUUUCCCGGAUAGGCCUAAAUUUAAUUUUCCUGAAAGGCCAAAGUUCAAAAUGCCAGAGAGGCCCAAUUUCAAUUUUCCGAGCAUUAGCCUGCCCCGUCCGAGACGAGUUCUCAGGGAGAAAAACGGUGAACAGGAAACCGUUCAUACCGACACACCGAUGGUCGAUACGCCCAGCAAACGCAGCUACUUUGACUUCAAAACCUAUCCUCGGCUGUUCGACCGGAAAAACAAGCGACGCGAGCUUAAUAUAAGUGCCCCUGUCCAAGUGCGGAUUCCGCAGCUUCCAAAGGAAGUUUAUCAGUAUGAUGACGACGAGGAGGAAAUUGACCCAAUCAAACCUGAUCUGCCACCGCGCCGCAAAGGGUCGCAGGACAGCAAUAGGAAUCGCUGGGUUUCUAAGUUGAGUGAACUCGACUACAUGGACGAGGAAAACUAUAAGGAUUUUAGGAAAAAUGGGACGGCCCUUCCGUUUGAUGACGAGGAGGAGGACGAAGAAAUUCGCCAGUUGCAAAAGGAGCUCCGCAAACAGCACUCAAACGAGUCCGACCAAGAAUUCUCGGAGUCUUUGUCCGGCUUUAGGGACAAGGAUUUUGGUUACGCCAUUUCUCUUAGUCCCAUGAGGCCGCUGCCACCACGGAAUAAUCAAACCCUCCAGAGGGCGGUGGCACCACCUGUGGAUGACGAGGAAGAAAUCAGCCUGCCAGGAUCUGAACACGGCGCGGCUCACUCUUCAGGAAGCAGUUCAGACAGGAGGAGACAAGGAGUCCUGGAAGAGAUCAGUUCGGAUGAAUUUUUCCUGCGUGAGAAAGGUGUCAGUCAGGAAGACGUGGACGUUGAAAGAUAUUUGUCGAGGGAAAUCAAAGAAACCUUCCGUCCCACGAUUGACAGCGACGUAUUGCAAUUGGAAAAUGCUGCCAACGAGGCUGAUCUUGCCAGGAGCUAUCGUGGAACUCCUGAGAGGGUCAGUCCGAGCCACAAGGCGAGACCACCGAGAAAAACAAGGUCCAUCAAGACCUCUUCAAAUUUGAGUACACCACCGACAUCUGUAACAGAAGUCGCCACCGAAGUGCAGAAAGUCGAAAAGGAGGACACAACCUGGUACUUCAAUACUUUUCCUCCAAAUAAGCCAACGAGAAGCAGAAGACGUCAGCUGCGCCAAGAGAGACAAAAGGCGAACACUAUGGGCCGUAAAACUGUGCCCAAAGCCCCUCAGCGCAAAACUAAGACAAGAUCUGAAUUUGCUAUCGGCCAAAAUAGUGAAUGGAGCGUGGCACCGGAUCAGGAAUGGCUCAGGGAUAUUGAAUCGCACAUCGAACCAAAAGAGGUGGCAAACCAAUCUUCAGAGCCAGAUUACAUUAUUCCUGACGUUGGUACUCCUUCGGCCCCUAAGAGAGGAAGGAGGUUCUCCAAUAAGCAACGAGAAGAUGACAGCCGUUCUUACGUUUCUUAUACGUCACGGGCGUCCGAGAUUGAGGAGCCUGGCUAUGCUUACGUUGUUAAGCCCGGUGUAAUUUCUUAUGAGCAAACCCAGGCGACGCCACCGCCAAGAAGGGCAAAGGGUCAAUACCCGACCGCAACCAGAAGGAGGAAAACUCGUCCUGUGAGUGGAAGUGGCACCAGUCACUUUUUUACUAUGCCGCACCGCAAGAAUUUGCCAGUGCGACCAGCUCGUAACUACGCCACUCUUGGUCCAGCACGUCCACCUCGAAAGCAACGCAGGGCGUCCCUCGAAGACGUGCGCAGUGAAAGUUUGCAGUCAGGAGCUGUGAUUCAGAAAAUGAAGGAGAGGCCGCUGCCGCCGCCUCCACGUCCCCCGAGGAAAGAUAGGGGUUCUGAAGGAGACAUGGAAACUAUGGAGGCGGAAUUUGCCGCCCUCUCUGAAAACGCUCCUAUCGCUCCAUCCGAAGACAUGGAUAUUGUCAGAAGCGCUGAACCUGAAAAGAAAAAAGACGCAAGCCCAACGCAAAGUGAGGAGCACGUACUAACAGCCCACAUGAUCGUCGCUGAUUCAGAAAUUGUUGUAACCAGGGAGGAAAUCACCUGCAAAACCCCUGACCUCCCUGCACUUGCUGACGAUAUUCAAAAUGAAAAGUCACCUCCUCAGGAAGAAUUGUCAUCAAAAAUUGUUCCCGCUUCAGAAGAACAGGAGCCCAAAGUAGAAGAAGUGGAAACCAUCAAAACUAUUUCUGAUGAGAGAGAAGUUCAAAGUCAAUCAGAAGCCCCAAUGGAAGUAGAAAUUAUUCCUGAGCCCACACCAGAAGUUGUUGCCGAGCCAAUUAAAGAGCAGCUUGUGGCUGAAGAAGUCGCGCCAGCAGCACCUGAGCAAGCUCCUGAGGUUCUUACCCCUCAGAAAAUUGAUUCUCAAGUGAUUCAGGAAGAAAAAGCAAUAGAAAGAAUAUUAAUUGAAAAAGUCGAAGCUGCUCCCGAAGCACAGAUGCAACAAAUAAUUUUGGAGGAACGCGUUCCGGUGGUGGAAACAAUUCAAGAAAGUGCUCAGGAGCUGCCAAAGCAGUUUGAAGAGGCACCUGUUGUUGAGGAAGUAACGGUUUCAACACAAACCGACCCUCUUCCUGAAGAUGAACUUAUUGGUGAUAUUGUUCCUGUUGAAACUGAAGACGUAGGCACAGGAACAUUAGAUUUGCAGCCGCAGAUUCCUGUUGAAAAGGUAGAAGUACCUGUUGUAGCCCCGGUGCCUUCUUCCUCGCAAGAGAUUUCGCCCGCCGCUGCAGCUUUACUAGAAGCCUUGCGCUCCGGACAGCUGAGGCUAGAUUUCCUUGACGUAGGCAGAUUAAGCGUAAGCGAGCUCCAGGCUGGAAGAAUGUUGGUGUCAGACAUCGAGGGGAUGGCCCUGAACGUCGCUGACCUCCAAAGCAAGGGUGGCGCGCUGGUGCUGAGUUCCGUUCAAGCGCCGAUGGAGGCACUGGCUGAGGCGCUGAUGACCGCUGCCCAAAGAAUAAUGCCACCGCCGCCUGUUCCUCAGAUCAUACACGUUCCCAACCCUCCACCCCCGCACUCAGACAUGCAGUGUCAGACUCAAACGCCAAUGUCAACGCCACCCCCUCAGGAAAGCCAAUUAAUUACAAGAGCUGUUGAGCCAGUUGCAAUUGAGGCGUCGGAAUUCGUCGAUUCUGAAUCAACACAAGAACGAAUUUCAAGUUCUGAAGUCCAACAUUCUGCACCAUCCACUAGUUCUUCAUCCCUGCCUGUUUUUACUACGGAACAAGUCCUCGCCCUUCAGGCAGCAGCCGUCAGCAGUGCGUCUCGUGAACGUUCGCGUGAUCGUUCAAUACCUCCACCCCUGCCUCCGCGCAGAACUCUCACCCCGGAUUACAGCGCCCCUCUUAUCCGGCAGCAAGACAUGGACCCCGGAAUUGUGGAACUGGGCAACCGGCUAGCGAGGGCGUGCUGUUGCGCCACCCUCUCUGCGCUCCGCAGGGUCGUGACGUACACGGAGCUGCAGGCGAACAGUUUGGCAGACGAAACGCGCGAGAGGAGCGGUCUGCAAAUGGCCCUGUGCGUGGUGCUUGUGCUCGUGGCUGGCAUCAUUUUGGUUGCCAGCAUGGGAGGUGAUAGCAGCGCGGUUCACCAUCACCACUGGGACUUCUACAUGCCACAGUGAGGCUCAAUAAUGGUCUUUUUGUAGAUUUUGUUGUUCAUUUACUCGCUCGGUCAAAAUAUAGCCAUCAUUUUGUAUGAACUGUGAAUUGUUUUCUGAGUAUAUUAUAUUGUAUGCAUUGUAAAUAAAAAGGGAUUGAAUAGGAAUUAAAAAUUGCCAUUUAA